UUCUUUUUUGUUCUAACUUUUGUGAGAAGAACAAGGCAUAUUUUGUCUUGGAUGAUGGGGAAGAUUGCUUUAAUGGGCCUCUUCCACCCCAGAGGCGAAUUUUCCCAUGCUGUUGCAUAUUGGAUGGGCCAGGCUACUCCCUCAACAGAUCUGAGAAGCUAAGCACUGUCAGUCCUAGUUAGUACUUGGAUGUGAGACUGCCAAGGAAGUCCAGGCAAGCAACAGCAAAUAAUCUCUGUUGGUCUCUUGCUUUGGAAAUCCUGUGGAAUUGCAUCCAUUGCCUGCACCUUGACCACAUUUUCCACCUCCACUGCAGGCGUCCUUAUGGUUUCACUUAAAAUCGCUAAGAGGUAUUAAAAUGUGUGGCUCCAGCUGUCGAUUGUGAAGAUUCUGGAACAAAAAGCAGCCAUUUCCACAUUUCCACGUUUAUGAUGUAAAUGGUGCUCUGGACAAUGGGCGUUUGAACCAUGGACAGGCUAAGAAAAACUGUCUGGACUGGGUUUUUACAUCAGUUCUUUCCUUUCCCCAUGGGAGCUUAUUAGUGGAUUACAGUGGGAAAGGAGGGAAAAAGAGGAGAAAGGGGAAGAAAAUACCUCGAAGUGGAAAGCGAUCCUACAAUGAGAAUUAUGAGCACAUCUUGCAUCUGCCCAGUCCUCGUUUGUCUGUGUUUUGUGCAGAGGUGUUACGGAGCUGCACACCAUGGCUCCAUCAAGGUGACCAGAAACCAAACCAAACCCAUCGAAGGGGAGACGGAAGUGCACCAUCGCCCCAAACGUGGAUGGGUGUGGAACCAGUUCUUUGUUUUAGAAGAGCACAUGGGACCAGAUCCACAGUAUGUUGGAAAGCUGCACUCCAAUUCUGACAAAGGUGAUGGAUCAGUCAAAUACAUACUUACUGGAGAAGGGGCUGGGACUAUAUUUGUUAUUGACGACACUACAGGGGACAUCCAUUCAACCAAAAGCCUCGAUCGAGAGAAGAAGACGCACUAUGUGUUGCAUGCCCAGGCUAUUGACAGAAGGACAAACAAGCCACUUGAGCCUGAAUCAGAGUUUAUUAUCAAAGUACAAGACAUCAACGACAACGCUCCCAAGUUCACCGAUGGACCAUACAUUGUUACCGUGCCAGAGAUGUCUGAUAUGGGUACCUCAGUCCUUCAGGUGACAGCUACAGAUGCAGACGAUCCCACCUACGGAAAUAGUGCCCGGGUAGUAUACAGUAUUCUUCAGGGACAGCCAUAUUUCUCUGUUGACCCUAAAACAGGAGUCAUCAGGACAGCCCUGCAUAACAUGGACAGGGAAGCCAGAGAGCAUUACUCGGUUGUCAUUCAAGCCAAAGAUAUGGCUGGACAAGUCGGAGGAUUGUCAGGAUCGACCACCGUCAAUAUAACGCUCACCGAUGUCAACGACAACCCCCCCAGGUUCCCUCAGAAACAUUAUCAGUUGUAUGUUCCUGAGUCGGCACAAGUUGGCUCGGCAGUGGGCAAAAUCAAGGCCAACGACGCAGACGCUGGGUCGAAUGCAGAUAUGAAAUACACAAUUAUAAAUGGGGAUGGCUCUGGAGUCUUUGCCAUAUCAACUGACAAGGAAACACGAGAAGGAAUUAUCUCCCUGAAGAAGCCACUCAACUAUGAAAAAAAGAAAUCCUAUACUCUUAAUAUAGAAGGAGCAAAUACCCACCUCGAUUUCCGCUUCUCACACUUAGGACCUUUUAAAGAUGUAACUAUGUUGAAGAUUAGUGUUGGCGAUGUGGAUGAGCCACCAGUGUUCACUUUGCCUUCCUAUGUCAUGGACGUUUAUGAGAAUGCCAAGAUUGGGACCAUUGUGGGCACCGUAACAGCACAAGAUCCAGACAGUACUAACAACAUAGUAAGAUAUUUGAUUGAUCACCAUACAGAAGAAGAUACGUAUUUCACCAUUGAAGCCAACACUGGAACCCUUAAGACCGCCAAGGUUUUUGACAGGGAAGAAAUCUCUUGGUACAAUAUCACAGUCACCGCUUCUGAAAUUGACAGUCCCGGACUACUGAGCCAUGUCCCUGUUGGAAUUAAAAUCCUCGACGUCAAUGACAACCCUCCAGAACUUGCUGGAAACUAUGAUGUGGUUGUAUGUGAGACUGCAAAGCCUGGGCAGAUUAUUCAGACUAUCAGUGCCACCGACAAAGAUGACUUUACCAACGGACAAAGGUUCCGGUUUUCUCUGGACAACAGUCUUUCUUUAAAUCCCAACUUUACGCUGAAGGACAAUGAAGAUAACACAGCCAGCAUUGUGACCCGAAGAAGGCGAUUUAGUCGGACGAUCCAGGAUGCAUAUUACCUCCCUGUUGUGAUCUCUGAUGGGGGGAUCCCUUCUCUCAGCAGCAGUGCCACCCUAGUGAUCCACGUGUGUGCAUGUGAAAGAGAUGGGCGUGUGCGAACCUGCAGUGCUGAGGCAUUCCUUUCCUCUGCGGGACUAAGUACGGGAGCCUUGAUUGCCAUCCUGCUGUGUGUCGUCAUUCUCCUGGCAAUAGUGGUCCUUUUCAUUACACUAAGACGCAGCAAAAAGGAGCCUCUGAUAAUCUCAGAAGAGGAUGUCCGGGAAAAUGUUGUCACCUACGAUGACGAAGGUGGGGGCGAGGAGGACACCGAAGCUUUUGACAUCACUGCUCUUCGGAACCCGUCAGCAGCUGAAGAACUGAAGUAUCGGAGGGAUGUUCGGCCUGAAGUGAAGCCCACACCCAAACAUCCCACUUCAUCAAGCCUUGAUAGCAUAGAUGUUCAGGAAAUUAUUCGACAAAGACUGGCUGAAGCAGACUUAGACCCUAGCGUACCACCAUAUGAUUCUCUACAGACAUACGCAUAUGAGGGUCAAAGGUCAGAAGUGGGAUCUGUCAGUUCUUUGGAUUCAGCUACCACACAUUCUGACCAGGAUUAUAAUUACCUUGGUGACUGGGGACCAGAGUUUAAGAAGCUAGCUGAAAUUUAUGGAGAAAUAGAAUCUGAAAGAACAACUUAAUUAAUUCUUCCCCAACCAAGGAACAUUUUAGUUUCCCCAAGCAAUUUGGAGGCAUAAUGACAACAGAGAUUUUAAAAAAGAGAGGAGAUAUAUAUAUAUAUAUGAAUACAGUACUUGGAACAAACAGAGCAGAUGUGCACAUUUACUGUAGAAACAAGUGCCCUUUUCGCAUUUGAAACUGGGUUCUUCAAUUGGAAGAAAGUCAAAUUUGGGGGGAAAUAUACCCCAGAAAGAAGAUUGUCCCUUUGUGUAUAUUUUUAAUUGCUCAAUAAAGUCUGUGGUGCAGUAUCAGUAAAGAUACCUUAAGUAAACCAAACAAUGGCCAAUAUUAUUGCAGUAUCCCCUAAACAAACCAGAACUACAGUGAGUUUCUAGGGAUGCCUGCUCACAAGAAGGACUCGGGAUGAUUGGAAUGGUUGUGGCACUGUGUGUCUUGCUCUGUUUAUAGGCUUAAGGUAACCAUCAGGAGGAUAAUUUACUUCGGUUUCACUAAACCUCAGAAAUCCAAUUUUCUUUUCCAGGAAUGUGCAUUGGAAUUAUUUUAUAAAUGCCAUAUUGGUGUCUGCCCUUACUAACAUGCAGCUGAAUUGUACUUAAACACUCGACUCUCUUGUGGAAUGUAACAUUUCACUAGGCCAAACCUAAAUCUUUCCAUCCACGAAGGAGGUAAUGAAGCACGAGUUACUUGGUAGUUUAUUGGAGCAGGCUUAUGAUCACCCCCCACCUUGAAUUUGUAUUGAUUGGCACUGAGACUGCUGCUUCUGUUUUACAGUAACCAUAUUGGGUACAGUUUUUUAACAAAAAAAAAGGGGAUUGUUUUGUUCUGCUCUGCAGCAAAGUAGAAGAUGAAUGAAGUUGGUUUAAAAAGUCCUUGUUCUGUUAUGCAUUCAGCUAUGCAAAAGCUUGGAUUGACUGGUCUUCCUUGGGACUGGUGAAUGUAGAUAAGAUGGAGCCGGUGACAGACCACUCUGAAUCCCAAAAUAAAACAGUCACAUGAUAA
Heteronotia binoei (common prickly gecko) is the source of this 3990-nucleotide messenger RNA. Its product is annotated as cadherin-18. Gene Ontology annotation, molecular function: cadherin binding; calcium ion binding. Lineage: Eukaryota; Metazoa; Chordata; Lepidosauria; Squamata; Gekkonidae. Gene Ontology annotation, biological process: calcium-dependent cell-cell adhesion; cell-cell junction assembly; cell morphogenesis. The transcript has 12 exons. The record is from RefSeq and is a predicted model, not a curated record. Gene Ontology annotation, cellular component: adherens junction; catenin complex; plasma membrane. The coding region runs from base 618 to 2990 and encodes 790 amino acids.